AUGAGAAUCUCAAAAGUUCUGUUCACUCUUUUUUUCGCCCUUUUUGCUGCCCAAGAAACGGAAAUGAAGAAGACUGAAGUCACUGGAGACAUGGAGGAGAAUCGAAAUCAGCAGAUGAAAAUGAUGAAGAAAAAAAGUGCAAUUGAGGAAAUUAUCGCGAAGAGAAAUGACUUUUUGAAGAACUUAGAGAAACUGAAAUCGAACGAUAUGAACACACUUGAUGGAUACCUAGGAAAAUCGCUCAACUAUGGCCGUCCUCACUCCGACAGAAUGUUUCAAUUUGUCCGACUCGUUUGA
This is a messenger RNA of Oikopleura dioica, 297 nucleotides long. The record is from the annotation of a GenBank genome assembly. Lineage: Eukaryota; Metazoa; Chordata; Appendicularia; Copelata; Oikopleuridae.